Molecule: messenger RNA, 2085 nt
Organism: Prorocentrum cordatum
Lineage: Eukaryota; Dinophyceae; Prorocentrales; Prorocentraceae
Source: the annotation of a GenBank genome assembly
UUUCAGUCAGGACCCCGUGGGCUCGGUGCGGUAUUGAUGUUGGGUUCAGGAAUUACGUCACCUUCGUCGGUUCCAUCUGAUUCAUCCGUAGCCAUUUGGGCUCAAGUUGGGGUAGCCGUGCCGUUUCAGCCCGCAUGGAAGCAGGAGGGGCGAGUAAGUAGCCAUGUCGACUACAAAGGCCGACCGGCCACUUCCAUGGCGCUUGGUGGCGGUGAUGUGCCUCUGCGACGGGGCGCACUAUUAUGCGAUGUGCUCUCUCUUCAGCUACGGGGGCAUCAUGAGUGCGGACCUCGGCUGGGUCGAGGACAGGGACGCUGCGGGCUUCGUUGCAGGCCUCUUGGGGUCAGCCGGCAUGCUAGGCCGCACCCUCACGUCGCCUGUCUGGGGCCUCGUCCCGGCACGCUGCGGCUACAGAAUGGCCGUGUUGCCCACGCUGGGGUCCAUUGCGAUUGGUGGCCUCUUGUUCGGCCUGUCCACGGACUUUUGGGCGGCGAUGGCCGUCCGGACGCUCCUUUUCGGUGCUGGGAACGGCUGGGUCACGAUGAUGGCUCCGCUCGCUGCCGAGGUUGCGGGUGCGGAGCGACAGACCGAGGUGAUGGGCAUCGUUAUGGGAGCCGGUUCAUUCACGCAGCUGUUCGGUCCAGCGGUGGGAGGCUGGACAUACAGAUUGUGGUCGGCCUUUCCUGCAGCCGUGCCAAGCUUUAUUGGCAUGGCCUACGCGCUCAUCGCGUUCUGUUUGUGUUGUUUUUGGGUGCCGUCUCGCUUGGGCAUCUGCUCCACGCAAUACUCGGCUCCGGAGGGCGAGGCGGAUGGGUCACCCUCGAAGACUGGGCCAGACAAAAGGAGGGCAUACAAGUUGCUGUUUGUCUGGCCAAUGCCUCUCAUUGUCUUCAUGCGCUUCCUGCACGGCGUGCAGACCAUGGGUCUCAUGGACCUCGUACCUCUCUGGGCCAUUUCCUCAAGGCCGAUGGGUGGUCUGGCGAUUUCGGAGCGUGAGGUCGGCUCGUUCCUGGCGCGCUCCGCCGUGUGGAACAUCCUGUUCUUCAUGGUCAUCAUGCCUCGGGGCAGCAAGCAGCUCGGCACCCGCCGCUUCGCCAUGCUGGCCAGCGCGACCGCCGCAGCCUGCUGCGCGGCCCUCCCGGCGAUGCAGCACGUGGCAGCCGCGAACGCGGUGCAGAUGAUCGGCAUGGCGGCUUCCAUCUCCACGGGCGCGAUGGGCGCGGUCUGCACCAACAACGCGGUCCCUGUCGCGCGGCGCUCGGAGGUCAACGGCCUCGUCGUCAUCUUCGAGACGUCUGGGAAGGUGCUCGGACCCGCGUGUGCGGCCGCCAUCUUCGCGCGGACCCUGCGAGAGUGGGGGCGCUCUGGCCACAGCGUGGUGUUCUUCGGCCUGGCCGGUUUGCACACGCUCUAUUUUGUCGCGGCUGCUUGCCUCCCGGCUUCGGUCGAGUGUGCGUUGGUUCGGCAGGGCGCGGUUCCAGAAGAGCUGCCGACUCCAGAAGUCGUAGGGUCCGCGGCUGGUGCGGACACGCUGGAUCACGAUGCAGAGGGUCGUAAUGUUUCGAAGUUGCCGAAGCAAGGCACUUCUGCCACUUCGCGGGGAAACUCCAUCGAGGACUUCGGCACCGUGGGACAGCCCCUAGAAGUUGUGGAAGCCGAUCGGCCAGUUGCCUUGGAUGCCUACUAUGGAUCCUAGUCCGUAGUGGUCUAAAUUUUCCGAUCCUUUGGAGAGCAUGGUUCCCUAAUCCAAUUUUCCACGGGCGCCCUCGUAGGCGCAAAGUUAAUCGCGCUUCGCGAUUCGGUUCCGAUUCCUCUCAUCCUCCUCUUCUCCACUGGGGGGCGGCGCAAGACCGCGAAGUUUUUCGCGCUUCGCGCAGCGCGAAGCGCGAAGUUAGGCGCCUUUGUUUUCACUCAUCAGAACUGUGUCUCGUAACGCUCGCCACAGCUCAGCCUCGGGCAGUUGUACAGAUCAGUCGCGGCCGCGCGAGACAGGGCCGCCCUCAGAGCGCGUCUCUGCUUACUGGUCAGUGGAAAUACCCGCACCACCCUCCUCAUCCCCCCUCCUCCUCCUCCUCCUCCUCCUCC